UAAGAAUUCCCAAAAAGGGUAAAAAUAAAAUUAAAUCUCCUCGGUUUUCAUCUUGAAGAACUCUCCUAAGAAAGUUAUGGCAUUCUUCAGAUUCCAAAAACCAGUGAGUUGGUUCAUUUAACUUAAUGGAAACUGAUUCAAGCAAACGCCGUGACAACCUCGUCCACCGAUUCUUCCUCUCUGGUUUCUAUUGCUGGGGUUGGGAAUUCUUGACCGCUCUUCUUCUCUUUAGUUAUUCUCUCUAAAUCCAAACGCACCGUUAAGCCAGUCUUUUCUUUUUCUUUUUUGUACUUUUUGUUAGAUUUUAUUUUGCUUUUUUUUUUACGUAUUCUGGGGGUGAAGGGUUUGAUUGAUCGGAGGGGAACAAGAAAAUGGCGCAAAGGUCAGUUCCGGCGCCGUUCUUGACGAAGACGUAUCAGCUGGUGGAUGAUCCGAUCACAGACGAUGUGGUUUCGUGGAGCGAAAACGGCUCCUCUUUUGUCGUUUGGAAGACAGCUGAUUUUGCAAAGGAUUUGCUUCCCACCUGCUUCAAGCACAACAACUUUUCUAGCUUCAUCCGUCAGCUCAACACUUACGGAUUUCGAAAAGUUGUUCCGGACAAAUGGGAAUUCGCGAACGAGAACUUUAAGCGAGGACAAAACGAGCUCUUGUCCAAAAUCCGUCGUCGCAAGAUGGUUACAUCGUCGCCGGCGAACGGGAAAUCAUCCGGUGCUGGAAUUCUCUCUCCGACUAACUCUGGAGAGGACCUAGGAUCGACCUCCACGUCGUCGCAUGACUCGAAGAAUCCGGGAUCGGUGGAGAUGACGCCGGAAGAAAUGAAUCAAUUCUCCGAUUUAUCAGACGAGAACGAGAAACUGAAAAAAGAUAACGAGAUGUUAAGCAUUGAGUUGGCCCAGGCGAAGAAGAAAUGCGACGAGUUGGUCGGGUUUUUAACUCAAUGCGUGAAGGUGGAGCCCGAUAUGAUCAAUCGUAUCAUGCGGCAAGUAAGGCGCGGCUCCAACCUAGACGGAAAAGAUCCUGGCCGUAGCUAUGGUGUCGAUGACCUCGACGAUCACGGUAAUGAUGAUGAUGAUGAAAAAGCUAGUGAAGAUGGCAACGGAAGUUUGAAACUGUUUGGGGUUUGGUUGAGAAGCGCGGGAAAAAAGAGGGCCCGCGAGGAGAAAAUAUUGUACGGGGGACCACAUGCUAAAGAAAUGAAGACCGUAUAUUUUCGCCACGUGCCUUUGAUGAUGGAGAGGGGCAAGGUUAGGAACUGAACAAUCAAAGUUGGACACCCAAGCAGGAAGCCUUCGUGAUUUUAUUUUGUAAGAAUACAGUAAUUGUUAUAAAACGUAAAAUAAAGAUAGAUUUUUUUAUUUUGAUUUGUAUAAUAAAU
This is a messenger RNA of Hibiscus syriacus, 1375 nucleotides long. RefSeq names its product heat shock factor protein HSF24-like. Gene Ontology annotation, biological process: regulation of transcription by RNA polymerase II. The record is from RefSeq and is a predicted model, not a curated record. Gene Ontology annotation, molecular function: RNA polymerase II cis-regulatory region sequence-specific DNA binding; DNA-binding transcription factor activity. Gene Ontology annotation, cellular component: nucleus. The transcript has 2 exons. Lineage: Eukaryota; Viridiplantae; Streptophyta; Magnoliopsida; Malvales; Malvaceae. The coding region runs from base 372 to 1256 and encodes 294 amino acids.